AUGGCGGCAAACGGCCUUCGCAACGUCGCCGUUGAUCGGGCCGGGGCAGCUGCCAACAGUGAGUUCCGAGGUUUUCGUUGGAUUCCGCUGAUUUCUUAUACUUAGUUUGGCCGACAGAGAAUUGAAAAAUCCUGACCUACGAGCUUUUACAGCUCAGACAAGCUGAAAAUAAGAACCCUGAUUUUCAAAAUUUACGAGGAGCGCUAGCUGAGCUCAAAUGGAGCCCUUAAACAGAACGUUCACACCAAAAAAAGGUUAGAAAUCAGAUUUUUGCCUUGUGUGAAUCCGCAAAUAUCCCUUUUUUAUAGAGCCCGAAAGGUCAUUUUUCAAAACUUUAUAAGGUUAACAGAGCCUUUUUUCCUUCAAAAAGGUGAAAAAUAUUUGAAAAUAUUCCUUGUUUCGAACUAUAUCUAUCAAGGCUUCUUAUAGCUAUUUUUCAAUAGUUACAUUCUUGAAAAUUAUUCUAGUACCAAAAAAUUCAGAGCUCAUUCCCGAGUGAUUUCAAAGGCUUCGAAGAAAUUCCAAAAAAUUACGAUUUAUCUAUCCUGUACUACAACCUCAAACAUAGCUUUUUAAGACAAUUGCACUUUAAAAACUAUAAAAAAAAGUAACAGAAGCUCACUUUUUGCCGGAUUCAAAAGUUUCAGAGCUUUCCAGUACGGCUACCAAAAGCAGAUCAAACAAAGAAGCGUUGCAAAAAAAGGCGACAAAAAAGUAACGGAGCGGCGGGAGAGAGUUGAGCCGGUCAGAAGUGAAGCGUUGCGUUGCGCCGGUCGGAAACAAGGCCCAAAGGUUCGGCGCCGACGCCGCAAGCAGCAGAUUUGGGUGACACGGACCGUUGCACACAAGCACACACACACAUACAGAUACACACAGGAGGAGAUUCCGACGGGUUGUGGCCCAUCAACCUGGACACACGGCCGUCAAAACGGUACCGGCUAUCUGGAGGAGACUGAUCGAGGUGGAUUCCUAGUCAAGGUCCAAAGAGUUGUGGAGUUUGUCUUUGAAGCACCUCUUGGAACUCAUGCAGAGAAGACAAAUUAA
Messenger RNA from Caenorhabditis auriculariae, 1044 nucleotides. The record is from the annotation of a GenBank genome assembly. Lineage: Eukaryota; Metazoa; Nematoda; Chromadorea; Rhabditida; Rhabditidae.